This is a messenger RNA of Salvelinus sp. IW2-2015, 5088 nucleotides long. The record is from RefSeq and is a predicted model, not a curated record. Lineage: Eukaryota; Metazoa; Chordata; Actinopteri; Salmoniformes; Salmonidae.
UACACAUUUAUUUUGUUCGAAUUCAAUAGUUUUUGUGCAGAGUUUGACCAGCCUAGGCCUACUCUCUUUCUACAUCAGUCUUGGGCUUUCAUAAUUCCUCUCAACUGAGAUUUCAUGGUUUACAUCGAGUUUAUCAGUAUUUUUUUCUACUCAUCACCCCCUCCCCCUCUAGCGUUGCCAAUGCGAAACAGAUAGCAGCUGUCUCUGAACACUGUCGUUCUUGAAAAACCUGUGGCACUGAGAGUCUCUUUGAUCUCCGCUUUCUCACUCUGUCUAGGUAGUCUCCAUCCAAGACCACCAACAUGUUGGACCCAUCUUCCAGUGAGGAGGAAGCGGAUGAGAUGGUAGAAGAAGAACGCAAAGAGGUGUUGGCACCAAGUACCGGGGGCGCACGGGUGUCACCCAGCCGGACCACCGAGAGUUCUGGUGGGCUCCAGCCCUCGAGCCGGGGAAGCAGUGCUCGCCCAUCCAGCCCCAGCCCCUCGGUGGCCAGCGAUAAGGAGAAAGAUGAUCUGGAAAAGAUGCAGAGGGAGGAGGAAGAGCGAAAGAAGAGGCUCCAGCUCUAUGUCUUUGUAAUGCGCUGCAUUGCCUACCCUUUUAAUGCCAAGCAACCCACCGACAUGGCCAGACGACAGCAGAAGAUCAGUAAGCAGCAGCUACAGACAGUGAAGGAGCGUUUCCAGGCCUUCCUAAGUGGUGACACCCAGAUAGUGGCAGACGAGGCCUUUAUCAAUGCAGUCCAAAGCUACUAUGACAUAUUUUUGAAAAGUGACCGUGUGUGCCGGAUGGUCCAGAGCGGAGGCUGCUCGGCCAGUGACUCGCGGGAGGUCUUCAAGAAGCACAUUGAGAAGCGUGUCCGCAGCCUGCCCGAGAUCGACGGUCUGAGUAAAGAGACUGUGCUCAGCUCCUGGAUGGCCAAGUUUGACACCAUCUACCGUGGAGAGGAGGACCCCAGGAAGCACCAGCAACGGAUGACUGCCAGCGCAGCCUCAGAGCUCAUCCUCAGUAAGGACCAGCUCUACGAGAUGUUCCAGUCCAUCCUGGGCAUCAAGAAGUUUGAGCACCAGCUCCUCUACAACGCCUGCCAGCUUGAUAACCCUGACGAGCAGGCUGCUCAGAUCAGGAGAGAGCUGGACGGACGACUGCAAAUGGCUGAUCAGAUCGCCAGGGGCGGUAGGUUUCCCAAGUUUGUUUCCAAAGAGAUGGAGGCCAUGUUCAUAGAGGAGCUGAGAUCCUCAGUGAACCUGCUUAUGGCUAACCUGGAGAGCAUGCCUGUGUCCAAGGGAGGAGAGUUCAAACUGCAGAAGCUCAAACGAGGACACAACAGCUCCAUCAUAGACAUGGGCCAGGAGGACGAGAACACACUGUCCAAGUCUGAUGUGGUGCUCUCCUUCACUCUGGAGGUGGUGAUUGUGGAGGUUCAGGGGUUAAAGUCGCUGGCGCCCAAUCGAGUCGUCUACUGCACCAUGGAAGUGGAGGGGGGGCAUAAGCUCCAGACUGACCAGGCCGAGGCCUCCAAACCAACCUGGGGGACCCAGGGGGACUUCACCACCACACACCCCCUGCCAGCCGUAAAGGUGAAGCUGUUUACUGAGAGCACAGGAGUACUGGCCCUGGAGGACAAAGAGCUGGGCAGGGUUGUGCUCCAUCCGACCCCCAACAGUCCCAAACAGUCAGAACUGCACAAGAUGUCCGUGUCCAAAGGCUGUCCUGACAGUGACCUGAAGAUCAAACUGGCCAUCCGCAUGGACAAGCCACAAAACAUGAAGCACUGUGGGUACCUAUGGGCUAUUGGUAAAAAUGUGUGGAAGAGAUGGAAGAAGAGAUUCUAUGUCUUGGUGCAGGUGAGCCAGUACACCUUUGCCAUGUGCAGCUACAGAGAGAAGAAGGCAGAGCCUGUGGAGCUGCUCACACUGGACGGCUACACUGUAGACUACACCGACCCUCAGCCAGGUCUGGAAGGUGGGAGGACCUUCUUCAACGCAGUGAAGGAGGGCGACACUGUGAUCUUUGCCAGUGAUGACGAGCAGGACCGUAUCCUGUGGGUCCAGGCCAUGUACCGGGCCACGGGCCAGUCCCACAAGCCCAUCCCCCCCACCCAGGUCCAGAAACUCAACAACAGAGCCGGCUCUGCACCCCAGCUAGACGCACCCAUCUCCCAGUUCUACGCGGACCGGGCACAGAAACACGGCAUGGAUGAGUUCAUCUCAGCCAACCCUUGUAGUUUCGACCACUCUUCCCUAUUUGAGAUGGUGCAGUGCCUCACCUUGGACCACAGGCUCAAUGACUCCUACUCCUGUUUGGGCUGGCUCAGUCCAGGCCAGGUGUUUGUCAUGGAUGAGUACUGUGCUCGUAAUGGUGUGCGGGGGUGUCACAGACACCUGUGUUACCUGGGCGACCUGCUGGAGCGGGCAGAGAACGGGGCUAUGAUUGACCCCACCCUGCUACACUACAGCUUUGCUUUCUGUGCCUCACACGUCCACGGCAACAGGCCUGACGGGAUAGGGACGGUGACUGUGGAGGAGAAGGAGCGCUUUGAGGAUAUCAAGGAGAGGCUGCGUGUUCUGCUGGAGAACCAGAUCACACACUUCAGGUACUGUUUUCCAUUUGGUCGACCGGAGGGGGCCCUGAAAGCCACUUUGUCCCUGCUUGAGAGGGUGCUGAUGAAGGAUAUCGUCACCCCUGUGCCCCAGGAGGAUGUGAAGACAGUCAUCCGUAAAUGUCUGGAGCAGGCAGCCUUGAUCAACUACCAGCGCCUCUCAGAAUAUGCCAAAGUAGAAGGGAAAAAGAGAGAAAUGUAUGAGCAUCCUGUCUUCUGCUUGGCGUCUCAAGUGAUGGAUUUAACCAUUCAGAAUGUAGGGCGCUUAGUCACCCCUGCCAAAAAGCUGGAGGACACCAUACGUCUGGCCGAGCUGGUCAUCGAGGUCCUCCAACAGAACGAGGAGCAUCACGCAGAGGGCAAAGAGGCAUUUGCGUGGUGGUCAGACCUGAUGGUGGAACAUGCAGAGACCUUCUUGUCUCUUUAUGCAGUGGACAUGGAUGCUGCACUGGAGGUUCAGCCCCCUGACAGCUGGGACAGCUUCCCUCUCUUCCAGUUGCUCAAUGACUUCCUGAGGACCGACUAUAACCUGUGCAAUGGGCAGUUCCACAAACACCUGCAGGACCUAUAUGCCCCACUGGUGGUGCGAUAUGUGGACCUCAUGGAGUCAUCCAUCGCCCAGUCCAUCCACAGGGGCUUCGAGAGAGAGUCCUGGGAGCCUGUCAAUAACGGCUCGGGGACGUCAGAGGACCUGUUCUGGAAGCUGGACGCUCUACAGACCUUCAUCAGAGACCUGCACUGGCCUGAGGAGGAGUUUGGCAAACACCUGGAGAGCAGGCUGAAACUCAUGUCCAGCGACAUGAUCGAGUCCUGCAUCAAACGGACGCGGGUGGCCUUUGAAGCCAAGCUUCAGAAGAGCAGUCGGACCACAGACUUCCGGGUGCCUCAGUCCAUCUGCACCAUGUUCAACGUGAUGGUGGAUGCAAAGGCCCAGUCAGCCAAGCUGUGUGCCAUGGAGCUGGGACAGGAGAGACAGUACCAUUCCCAAAUUGACGCUCUCAUAGAGGAGACUGUGAAGGAGAUGAUCACCUUACUGGUAGCCAAGUUUGUGGUCAUUCUAGAUAGUGUCCUAGCCAAACUGUCCAGAUACGACGAGGGCACUCUCUUCUCCUCCUUCCUCUCUUUCACAGUGAAAGCUGCCUCAAAGUAUGUGGAUGUACCUAAGCCUGGGAUGGAUGUUGCUGACGGUUACGUGACCUUUGUGCGCCAUUCUCAGGACAUGCUGCGAGAUAAGGUCAAUGAGGAGGUUUACAUAGAAAGGUUAUUUGAUCAAUGGUACACCAGCACCAUGAACCUCCUGGGUACGUGGCUAACUGACCGGAUGGACCUGCAGCUCCAUGUCUACCAGCUCAAGAUCCUAAUCAGAGUAGCCAAGAAAAAGUACCGUGACUUCCGGCUGCAGGGCGUCCUGGACUCCACGCUGAACAGUAAGAUGUAUGACACGGUGAGGAACAGACUGACCCUGGAGGAGGCCACAGCAUCGGUGAGGGAAGGAGGGAUGGCGGGUAUAUCCAUGAAGGACAGUGAUGAAGACAAUGAUGAUGUCUAGAUUAACAUCACGGGAUGAAGGAGCCAUUCGCAUCCGUCUUAACCUGUGAAUCAAUGCAUGUACUGUACCUACCAACUGUGUUAUUUUUCUCUGUCAGAUAGAAAUACCCACAAAGGAACAAAAAUACAAAUUAAUAACUGAAUACAGAAAUUAAAAUGAUAUUAGUCAUUAUAAUUAUGAAAUAUAUUUCAUUGUUUAACUAAAGUGUAGGUGUUUUUUGAAAAAAGUUAGCUGAGAUUUCUGGCUCAUUCUCCUAAAUUCACUCCUGAAUGUUUCUAAGCAAUAUGGAGAACCAUGUGUAUGUGGUGUUGAGUACAAUGAUUAGGGGUAAUGCUUGGUGUGUUGAAUGCAAACCUGUUGAGGCGCUUUGUUAACGUACUGUGAAAACAGUAAUGGUACAUCAUUGUGAGGAGGAGAGUAGGACCUCCUAUUGUUCUUAUUCCUCUCAGAGUGAAUGUCUACUGCCUAAAGGGAACCAAACCACAGUCAGACAGACAACCUGUUUGUAUCUAGGUUACAAUACAUUAUAAAACGUAGCUAUCCAUCCUCUCUUAACAACAUCAAUGUAGAAUUGACUUUUGUCGACUGAAUUCAGUACUACUACAAAAAUGUUCCCUCACUGGUAAAACAUUUAGCCCCCUUUUUAAACAAUGUCGUUGUUUUUUUUAAAUGCAAUAUUUUCAUUGUUUCGUUGUUAUAUCUUGUGGAUGUAUUUAUUGAUCAUUGUAUGUUUAAAAAAUAAUAAUAAUUAAAAAAGAUAUAUAUUUUAGUAACAGUGAGCUCCAAAAGUAUUUGGACAGUGACAAAUGUUUUGAUGUUUUGGCUCUGUACUCCAGAACUUUGGAUUUUAAUUAUCCAAUGACAGUGAGGUUAAAGUGCAGACUGUCAGCUUUCAUUUGAGGGUAUUUUCCUCCAUAUCGUGUGAACCGUUUAGAAAUUA